Molecule: messenger RNA, 1817 nt
Organism: Nanorana parkeri
Lineage: Eukaryota; Metazoa; Chordata; Amphibia; Anura; Dicroglossidae
Gene: METTL16
Product: methyltransferase like 16
Exons: 10
Coding region: 81-1766 (561 amino acids)
Biological process (GO): rRNA base methylation
Cellular component (GO): nucleus
Molecular function (GO): 23S rRNA (adenine(1618)-N(6))-methyltransferase activity
Source: RefSeq, a predicted model, not a curated record
GCAGCUGGAAGUUGUAGCACAUGAGGUUUGGAGUACUGAGAAGGAGAGAGAGGAGAUCAGCGUCCCCGUGUGAAUAAGAAAUGGCCCUUAAUAAGUCUAUGCAUCCAAGAAACCGCUAUAAGGACCGGCCUCCAGACUUUGCCUACUUGGCUUCCAAGUAUCCGGAGUUUAAGCAGCAUGUCAGCGUGAGCCUGUCUGGAAGAGUGAGCGUGAACUUCAAAGAACCUGGAGCUGUCCGAGCCUUGACUUGUACUCUCCUAAAGGAAGACUUUGGGCUAACCAUUGACAUACCCCUGGAAAGGCUUAUUCCUACUGUGCCCCUGCGGCUGAACUAUAUUCACUGGGUGGAAGAUAUCAUCAAUUACCAUAGCUCUGACAAAUCUACAGUGCGACGUGGGAUUGACAUAGGUACUGGAGCAUCCUGCAUCUAUCCAUUGCUGGGGGCCACGCUAAACGGAUGGUAUUUCCUUGCAACUGAAGUGGAUGACAUCUGCUUCAAUUAUGCAAAGAAAAACGUGGAGCAGAAUAACUUGGCUGAUCUUAUUAAAGUGGUUAAAGUUCCCCAGAAAACACUUCUAAUGGAUGCAUUAAAAGAAGAAUCUGGUAUCAUAUAUGAUUUUUGCAUGUGCAAUCCUCCAUUUUUUGCCAAUGAGAUGGAAGCUCAGGGGGUGAACUCGCGAAACCCUCGCCGCCCCCCUCCAAGUUCUGUAAACACGGGUGGCAUUACCGAGAUUAUGGCAGAGGGGGGAGAGUUGGAGUUUGUAAAGAGAAUCAUCCAUGACAGCCUUCAGCUAAAGAAAAGGUUAAGAUGGUACAGCUGCAUGCUGGGUAAGAAGUGCAGUUUGGCGCCAUUGAAGGAAGAGCUGCGAAUACAAGGGGUACCUAAAGUUGCACAUACUGAAUUUUAUCAGGGGAAAACAAUGCGUUGGGCACUGGCGUGGAGCUUCUAUGAUGAUGUGAUUAUCCCUAAUCCACCCUCCAAAAAGAGAAAAUUGGAUAAGCCACGCAAGCCAAUGUUGUUUACUAUCCUGGAGACAACAGUGCUAAUGCUGAAGGAGAAAUUGAAUGGCUCCCAAGACCCAGCUCCUAGCUAUGUGGCUGUGGUCACAGGCUUCCUGAAGAAGAUUCUUACAGAUCGGAAGGUUGAGUAUAAACCUAUACCUAGUGGGAAAGAAGAAGAGAGCUUAUUUCUUACAGCAGUUACAAACUCCUGGGUCCAUAACCGCAGAAAGAAGAGAAAACAAAUGAGACAACUUAGAGAGUUGCCUCGCGCUCCUGCGGAAGAUUUUGUGCAAAUGGGUAAGAUGGAGAAUCCAACACUAAAGGAUGACUCGCAACAAGGGGACCAAACACCCGCGGGACCCGGAGCCCUUGAUGAGAAAGAUAAAUCUACCCCAGACAUCAGCAAUCCAAUAUCUGCAUCCUCAGAGCCAGAUCCCACAGCGCAUUUAGAAGAUACCAAUCCAGAGUCUAUGGAGGAGGAGACCUUGGCAUUAUCUGACCAAGCCAGGGACACCUCUCUCUCUCAGAAUACUGAAACUGAUGAUCAUGAUUCCUCUGAAGAACUGAACCAGGUGACAGGAGAGGGGUCACAUCCAGUCCAGGGCAAUAGUGGUUCUUUCCUUUUCAAAUGCUUGCUGAAUGUGAAGAAUGAGGCUCCCAAUGUGUUGGUUGAGAUGCACUGGGUAGAGGGGCAAAACAAGGACCUAAUGAACCAGUUGUGCACCUACUUACGCAAUCAGCUCUGUAGGCUUGCAAGCAGCUAGGUUCUUUAUCCACAAUCCAGGUGGAGCAGAAAUAAAAGUUUUUUCUAUUUU